CGGCGGCGGCGGCGGCGGCGGCACCGGCUGGGCGGGAGCGCAGGUCUGGCCGCGCGGCGACCGUUGGGCUCGGUGUCCCCGGGGCGCGGCUCCCAUGGCUGCGGCCAGCGUGACCCCUCCCAGCACCCUGGACGCGCUGCAGUUCGGCUUCUCCAGGACCGUGCUGGGCACCAAGCUGGAGGACAAGUACCUGUGCUCCGCCUGCAAGAACGUCCUGCGCAGGCCCUUCCAGGCGCAGUGCGGCCACCGCUACUGCUCCUUCUGCCUGAGCAGCAUCCUCAGCUCCGGGCCCCAGAACUGCGCCGCCUGCGUGCAGGAGGGCAUAUACGAAGAGGGCGUCUCGAUUCUGGAGAGCAGCUCGGCUUUCCCGGACAAUGCUGCCCGCAGGGAGGUGGAGAGCCUGCCGGCUGUCUGCCCCAGCGAGGGCUGCACCUGGAAGGGGACCCUCAAAGAGUACGAGAGCUGCCACGAAGGACACUGCCCCUUCCUGCUGACCGAGUGCCCGGCGUGCAGGAGCCUGGUGCGGCUCGGCGAGAAGGAGCGGCAUGCGGAGCAGGAGUGCCCGCAGCGGAGCCUCAGCUGCCGGCACUGCAGGGCCCCCUGCUGCGGGGCCGACGUGGAGGCGCACCACGAGAUCUGCCCCAAGUUCCCCCUGACGUGUGACAUCUGCGGCAAGAAGAAGAUCCCCCGCGAGAAGUUUCAGGACCACGUCCGGGCGUGCAGCGAGUGCCGGGCGCCCUGCCGGUUCCGGGACGUCGGCUGCCCCGCAGUGGUGGAGGGCGAGAAGCAGCGGGAGCACGAGGGCCAGUGGCUCCGCGAGCACCUGGCCAUGCUGCUGCGCGCCGUGGAGGCCGGGCCCCUGCCCCAGAGCCCGGGGGGCGGCCGGGAGGCCGGCGUGCUGGGCCCGGGGCUCCCCGAGGCCGCGGAGCUGCUGCGCAGGUGUGAGGCCCUGGAGCGGAAGACAGCCACCUUCGAGAACAUCGUCUGCGUCCUGAACCGGGAGGUGGAGCGGGUGGCCAUGACGGCCGAGGCCUGCGGCCGGCAGCACCGGCUGGACCAGGACCGGAUCGAAGCCCUGAGCAACAAGGUGCAGCAGCUGGAGCGGAGCAUCGGCCUGAAGGACCUGGCGGUGGCAGACCUGGAGCAGAAGGUCCGCGAGAUGGAGGCGUCCACCUUUGACGGCGUGUUCGUCUGGAAGAUCUCCGACUUCGCCCGGAGGCGCCAGGAGGCCGUGGCUGGCCGAGUGCCCGCCAUCUUCUCCCCAGCCUUCUACACCAGCAGGUACGGCUACAAGAUGUGCCUGCGCCUGUACCUGAACGGGGACGGCACGGGGCGGGGCACCCACCUGUCGCUCUUCUUCGUGGUGAUGCGGGGCCCCAAUGACGCCCUCCUGCGCUGGCCCUUCAACCAGAAGGUGACCCUGAUGCUGCUUGACCAGGACAACCGGGAGCACGUGAUCGACGCCUUCAAGCCGGACGUGACCUCGUCCUCCUUCCAGAGGCCCGUCGGCGACAUGAACAUCGCCAGCGGCUGCCCCCUCUUCUGCCCCGUCUCCAAGAUGGAGGCCAAGAACUCCUACGUGCGCGACGACGCCGUCUUCAUCAAGGCCAUCGUGGACCUGACGGGGCUCUAGCCGCCUCUGCCGGGGCCAGGCAGCCUGGCCAGCGGCCCGGUGAGGAGCUGCCGCGGUGGGCAGGAGC
Molecule: messenger RNA, 1700 nt
Organism: Phyllostomus discolor (pale spear-nosed bat)
Lineage: Eukaryota; Metazoa; Chordata; Mammalia; Chiroptera; Phyllostomidae
Gene: TRAF2
Product: TNF receptor associated factor 2
Exons: 11
Coding region: 95-1633 (512 amino acids)
Biological process (GO): regulation of apoptotic process; tumor necrosis factor-mediated signaling pathway; positive regulation of canonical NF-kappaB signal transduction
Cellular component (GO): cytosol; cytoplasmic side of plasma membrane; plasma membrane signaling receptor complex
Molecular function (GO): ubiquitin-protein transferase activity; ubiquitin protein ligase binding; zinc ion binding
Source: RefSeq, a predicted model, not a curated record